AUGGCUGAACUAGAAGAAAAGACUCUACUGAGGUUUCCACUUCCAAACUGUCCUGCUUAUGAGAAACUCCUAAAAGAAACAUGGGAAUCUACAGAGUAUAAGAAAAGGUUUGCUGCAUAUAAGGACUUUAUAGAUCAGAUUCAACCCAAAACUGGCUUCAAACCUGAAGAAAUGACACUUCGACAACUUGCAAAACUACAGGAUACCCUUUUCUGUGAGGAAAUUCACAAGUUUCCGUUGCCUGAAUGGGUGAACACAGAUGUCAAAAGUAAACUAGAAGAACUUUCACUGCUGAGUAUGCAAGCACCUUUUAAGAUCUACAAGCAAGAGGAAAAAUCAAGACUUCAGGGAGGUGUUCUUGUAAACGCCAUCUUGAAAAACAUAUCUCAAAAUGCACAGCAUAUUUCUAAACAACAAAAAAUGAUCAUAUAUUCCGCACAUGAUACAACUGUUGCAGCUCUGCAGAUAGCCCUGAAUGUCUUCAAUGAUAAGACACCCCCUUACAGUGCCUGCCACAUUUUCGAGUUAUAUGAAGAUAAUGGAACAUAUCAGAUCGGUAUGUUUUAUCGGAAUGAUUCUGCUGCAGAGCCCUACGAAAUCACGCUGCCAGACUGCACUGCCCCUUGUCCCCUUGAAAGAUUUAUUCAGCUAACGUCAAACAUUAUUUCAAAUGACUGGGAAAAAGAAUGCAAGAUUAAUAACAGUCCAGACAAGCACAAAGGUGUGAUUACUGGACUUGCCAUCACAAUCUGUGUACUAUUCCUUAUUAUCUUUGGGCUGUUAUAUUUCCUCUGCAAAAGAAUUUCAAUCCGCCUCAACAACUUUGAAAGAAUAUAACUUGCUUCAAAGACCUGUGAUGCACUGAGGUGACAGACAACUCUUUUCUGUUGGACAGUUUUAUGAAAUAUUUCUAAAGCUGUCUGAAGUACACUGUAAAAACUGAUUUGAAGAUGCAUCUCAUUGUUUUGAAGAUGUACAAUUAUGCUAUUCCUUUCCAAGGACCUCAAUUACAGCUAAAAAGACACAUAAAAGACUAGAACUCUGGAAUGUGGAAGAGUCCUGUUUUAUAUUCAAAGUGUUAUUACAACUGAUUGUAUGCCUGCUGCACCAACAAUAUAUAUCUCUAAAUGUAGUUAAAAUUGUAGAUCUCAACUCUCCAAAAGGGAAAUAAAUGUUGCAGGACAGUGAUGUUAAGGGUGACAUUAGAUGGGUUGAAUGGUUUUCCUGACAGAGAUACAAGUCUAAUUAUUAACUUAAGACUGUUUGCAGAAUGUAGUUUAUGUCCUGUUCUUUGCUUCUUCCUGAACAUUGAUUGACUUUACUUACUCAUAGGCUCAUAGGCAUGUACUAGGCUAGCUGCCCUUGUGGGCCAUUUUAAGCCAAACCAGUUUCCCUCAAAGGUGAGACUCAAACCCUGUACCUUGUGCCUGUGAGGUAAACACCUUAACCAUUAUACCAACACCUAACCCCCCUAGUAUCUAGUUUUCCUACUGUUGUUUGGAAAUGGUUUAUUGUAAUGAAGAGUGCCUAAUAGUCAGUUGGCAGGCCUCAGGAGAUCUGUAUGGUCUGUGGUAAUCUACUUUAAGAAGUAUUUAACUUAGUCCAUUUUUCAAAGUUUCAUUAUAGCAAUUCGUUACUAUGGCAUAAAUAUUAAUAAUAAGAUUUUGUCUUCACAUAGCAUCAUAGGUUUUCCUUUCUCCUGCAGCAAAUGUCGGAAAACAUACAGACGUAGAAUUUAAAAUACUGCAUUCAAGAAUGUUAUUCACAGUACUAGUUUCUGUUUAUGCAUAGUGUUAAUCUGCAAAGAGCAGCACUACGACAUUAUGCAGAUAAGGUCACCAGAGGUCAUUAACGCUGACUAAAGAAAUAUGGAUGUCUUUUGAUAAACGUGCCUUCCUAUGGCAAAAGCAUAAGGGGAAAGCUAUUUUAUGGAUAAAGUGCCUUAUUUCUUAGCGUAUUACUACGAUUCAUAGAGAUAAAUGAAGGGACUCAUUUGCAUAAAACACUUGUAAAGGACUCUGAACUUAUAUUAACAGCAUCGUAUUAACUUCGGAUAACUGGAGUUAUACAGCAAAUUAUAUUUAGGUAACCGUGGACUUUGUAAAGUUAAGAAAAAUUAAGAAUGAGGUAAGAGUGUUGAGCUCACUUAGAUAAAUGUUUGUUUUAUUUGUAUUAUGGGCAUAUUACAAUGGCUUCGGUGAAUAAGUUGCCAUUUGUAAAUCGGAAAUCAUUACAGCAGCAGCAGUGGAAAUGAUUAGUGAUCACUAUGAAAAAUGUACUUUGGUAUGUUUUAGUGAUUGUGCAUACAUGGUAGAAAUGCAGUGAUUUUAACCUGGAGUACUGAAGUGGCAAGUAUGUUUUGUGUCUUUACUGGGCAAUUCCUGAGUGUUACUGACAGUAUUUUCAUUAUAGGAAUGCGGCUGCCACUAAUGAAAGGACAGAUAUGUUUUCUGUACUAUUGUGAAUAUAUUAUAUAGCACAAUUUUACUUGGCUGGACUCUGCAUGUGUAUCUCAUUAUGGGGGUUGUGUUGCAUAACUUUUUUUCCAAGGAUGGCAUGUGUUGCUUGAGUGAUGAUCGUGUUUUUGUGUAUGACUGUGGCAUUGGAGCAGAGAAAGGACAACUUAAAUUAUUUUUACAAGAUCAGCAAGCAUCUACCCAGAUUGCAAAAUAGAUGUAAUAUGUGCAGCUAUAUUAAAACAACGAAUGUGUGGAUGGUGCAAAAAACUGACUGUGAAUUGGAAUUAGGCUUCAUUAGCAUAAUUUCUCAUGUACAUCUCAUUCAGUGGCAGCUGGUGACUUCAGAUCAAAGCGUGGUUGCAGGAGACAGCUGAAAGGAUGGGACCAAUUAGAAAGGGGCAGGGCCAACUAGAAAGGGACAGAGAUAUGUUACAGUGGGAUCAACCGUGACCAUUCUUCCAGAACUAAAAUAAUAAUAGAUUUGUGUUACUUUACUUCUGCUGCACAGAGAGCAGUAACAACCUGUAUGCUUAACCCCCCCCCCCAUAAACAGUCUUACAAAUCCAGAAUUAACAACAGUAAAAGGCAGGGCCAGACACUUCAUUUCAUUGUCAUGCUGACAUAUCCCCUUAUCCCAACUGCCUACACAAAGUACCUGGUUUGAACCUAGAAAGUCAGAAAAAUGAAAAAAAAAAAAAAAAAAGACAACAGUUACAUUACUGCAUUGCUUUUACAUAAACAGUAGCCAAAGGUAAGCACUUGUACUCACUCCAUCUCACUAUAGCCAAAUGCACAGCAGUCUUGUAAAGGCAGAAUUAUAAUAGUAAAUGUAGGACCACUCAUUUCACUUACAAACAAUUCACCCCGUACCCAUUACCUCCCUAAAGUAGGUGAUUUGGCAUUGUCAGCAUCAAUGAUAAUGUUUUCAUUAUUGCAUUGAAUUGAUGCAUGCAAAUAGUCAGAGCCUGCAUUCUUUUUUCACCCAAGUACAAAUUAGUCCUGCAAAGCCAGAAUUAGUACACCAAAGCUACAGUGCCAGACAUUUCAUCCGCAAACACCCAUCAUAUCAGUUGUUGACCUAAAAUAUCUGCUUUGACCCUGCCAGGGUUAAAACAAAAAUAGCAAUAAUUGCAUUAAUUUACUCUGUUGCACAGAAACAGUAGUUACAAGCUUGUAUGACAGCUGACUUUACCCAAAUACACAUUAAUCUUGCAAAGCUACAAUUACAACAGUAAACAGCAAGGCCAGUUAACUCAUUUCAUUCACAAACACUCCUCACCCAUUGCCUGAGUAAAGUAGCUGCUUCUUACCCUGUCAGGAUUAAAGUAAAAAUAAUAGUAACAGUCGGGUUGCAUACUUGCAUUACUUUCACUUUGUUGACAGAAACAUUAGUCACAGCUUGUGUGUGCCAGUCAAAUACACAUUUCAGUUUUGUUUACCCAGGUUUCUGCAAAUGGCUUUAGUAAAAAAAAAAAAAUUCUCAUCAUAUGACCCGGGAUUAAAGCUACAAUUUAUUAGAAACAUUUUAAAUAAACAUUCAGUAUAUACAUGAACAGAUACAGAAAUUACAUACAUUAAAAAUUAGUCAUAAACUUGCUAAUUAUUUUACAUUUAUCUUAAAGUACAGACAGAAAAGUAUUACAGUUUUGCAAAGCUGGAAUUCCAACAACAGUAAAUGGCAGGGCCAGUUGUUUCAUUCACACAUAGCUCCAAUCUCCACUGCCUAGUCCACCCACAGUAUCUGAUUUGAUCUUGCAAGGUUAAAAACAAAAACAGCAACAAAAAAAGACAAUACUGUCAUUAAGGUAAUUAUUUUUUUUCUCACAUAAACAAUACUCAAAGUUCAGAGCUUGUGGUCAAUCUUACUUCACUGAAAUGCACAUUUCUCUUGCAAAGCAAGCCAGAACUGCAGUCAUUCCAGUCACACAUAGGCAUUGCCCCCAUCCCAACUGCCUAACCAGGAAUCUGCUUUGAGCCUACAAGGUUUAAAAUAAU
Molecule: messenger RNA, 4454 nt
Organism: Protopterus annectens (West African lungfish)
Lineage: Eukaryota; Metazoa; Chordata; Ceratodontiformes; Protopteridae
Product: prostatic acid phosphatase-like
Exons: 8
Coding region: 1-837 (278 amino acids)
Biological process (GO): dephosphorylation; lysosome organization
Cellular component (GO): plasma membrane; lysosome
Molecular function (GO): acid phosphatase activity
Source: RefSeq, a predicted model, not a curated record